AUGGAGAGCCUAAAGUCACCUAUUCAACCUCCGACCUAUGGAAACUUAGUCACGAUCCUCAGCAUCGACGGUGGUGGAAUUCGCGGGAUAAUCCCUGCCGUUAUCCUUGGUUUUCUCGAAUCCGAACUUCAGAAAUUGGAUGGACAAGAAGCAAGGCUUGCGGACUACUUUGAUGUAAUGGCAGGAACAAGCACUGGUGGUCUAGUGACAGCUAUGCUUAGUGCUCCUAACAAGGAAGGCCGACCCUUGUUUGCGGCCUCUGAGAUUAAACAAUUUUAUCUCGAGAACUGUCCAAAGAUCUUCCCUCAAAAUCAUUUCCCAUUAUCGGCCGCGAAAAACCUUGUCAAGUCCUUGAGUGGUCCUAAAUAUGACGGUGAAUACCUUCAUCAACUUAUCCAUGCCAAAUUGGGUGAUACAAGGUUGAAUCAAACACUUACCAACGUCGUCAUUCCAACUUUCGAUAUCAAGCAUCUUCAACCUAUGAUAUUUAGUAGUUACGAGGUAAAAAACAAUCCACUCAAGAAUGCAACACUCGCUGACAUUGCCAUCUCAACUUCAGCAGCACCUACAUACUUGCCAGCCCAUUUCUUCACAACUCAAGAUGCAACCGGAAACGUUAGAGAAUACAAUCUUAUUGAUGGCGGAGUUGCAGCUAAUAACCCGGCUUUGGUAGCCAUUGGGGAGGUGACAAAGGAGAUAACAAGAGGGAGCAGUGAUUUUUUCCCAAUAAGGCCAAACGAUUACGGAAGGUUUCUUGUGCUUUCACUUGGAACCGGAAACCGCAAAACCGAAGAAAAAUUCAAUGCAAAAGAAGUAGCUGGUUGGGGAGUGUUGAGUUGGUUAACACACGAUAACUCUACUCCUCUCAUUGAUGUCUUCACGCACGCUAGCUCGGAUAUGGUUGAUUUCCAUCUCUCUUGCGUUUUCCGAGCUCUCCAUUCGGGAGCCAACUAUAUUCGCAUCCAGGAUGAUACAUUAACCGGGGAUACUGCUUCUGUUGAUAUCGCUACGGUCGAGAAUUUGGACAAUCUAACAAAGAUAGGAGAUGAACUACUAAAGAAACCAGUUUCUAUAGUCAAUCUAGACUCGGGUUGUAAUGAAAGUGCUUAUCAUAUGACCAAUGAAAAGGCUCUUAUAAAGUUUGCAGGAAUACUUGCAAAAGAAAAGAAGAUACGAGACAUGCGAUCUCCAAAUGGAAAAGCCUCAAUUAGGAUGUAA
Molecule: messenger RNA, 1218 nt
Organism: Capsella rubella
Lineage: Eukaryota; Viridiplantae; Streptophyta; Magnoliopsida; Brassicales; Brassicaceae
Product: patatin-like protein 2
Exons: 6
Coding region: 1-1218 (405 amino acids)
Biological process (GO): lipid metabolic process
Molecular function (GO): monoacylglycerol lipase activity; glycerophospholipase activity
Source: RefSeq, a predicted model, not a curated record